This is a messenger RNA of Fusarium tjaetaba, 744 nucleotides long. RefSeq names its product methyl transferase. The transcript is spliced from 5 exons. NCBI's taxonomy places the organism in Eukaryota, Fungi, Ascomycota, Sordariomycetes, Hypocreales, Nectriaceae. Bases 1 to 744 code for a protein of 247 amino acids. The record is from RefSeq and is a predicted model, not a curated record.
AUGGAUUCUGGCAACAUGGCCGGUUUUAUGGUUCUUGGAAACCUGGCAAAUACUUAUUUCCGAUUGACUCAAUGUCUCUCAGAUGCCCAGAUUAUGGCAGUGGACCUGAAUCAGAUUCAACCAGCAUUGAUUCCUCCUGGCUUUAUGCCAAAGCAGUAUGACAUUGAAGAGCCGUCUUGGGGGCCUCUGCUGGCGGACUGCGAUUUGAUUCAUAUGCGAAUGUUACUUGGCAGUAUUCAGACGGACUUGUGGCCUCAAGUCUACCACAAUGCCUUUGAGCACUUGGCUCCAGGCAUCGGCUUCCUGGAGCACAUUGAGGUUGACUGGAUACCACGAUGUGACGAUGAUGAACGCCCUGCAAAUUCCGCAUUCGUGAAGUGGGCAGAGCUUUUUCUCGAUGGUAUGGAUCGAUUCAACCGCAGGGUCAGAGUCACGCCGCAAGAACAUCGGCAAAUGCUCGAAGCUACAGGUUUCACAGACAUCAGGCAGGAGGUGAUCAAGGCUUAUGUUUGCCCCUGGUCUGCUGAUCGAAACGAACGUGAAAUCGCCCGAUGGUUCAAUAUCGGGCUGUCUCAUAGUCUGGAGGCCAUGAGUUUAAAACCCCUGAUCGAGAAACUCGGAUUUGAGGCCGAGGAAGUUCGUGAGCUAUGUGAGAGAGCGAAGCGCGAAACAUGUGUCUUGCGCUACCACACUUAUUGUAACAUUCAUGUCUGGACGGCUAGGAAGCCCGGACCUCAACAGUAA